CCGAAUUUAUCAUUGGAACGUGCUCACAGAACACCUACACGUGCUCUUCUCCAGAGUUUAUUGUGGCGCUGCCGGGCAUGUGCUUGCUGUGCGUGAUUUGUAGUAGCAGCGUGCUUCAAAUCUUCGAAAGUGUUGCUAAUUCACGACGCUGAAACAUUCUGAGCGUUGUUCGCAUUCGGCGGCGAUGGAUGUCGAGAAAAUCCCUCACCGAUUUGUGGACGGCAUCAGCUUCAGCGUGUUCAGCACCGAGGAGCUGCUGCGGCAAGGCGUGCUCGAAGUGACCUGCGCUGAAACGUUCGACAUCGUCGGGCACCCGACGAAAGGCGGCCUCCACGAUGCCCUGCUUGGGCCCAGUGACCGUGACGAAGUGUGUGCCACCUGUGGCCUGGGCUUCACCCACUGCCCUGGUCACAUUGGUUACAUCAGGUUGCCCCUGCUGGUGUUCAACCCGGUCUUCCUCAGGACUCUGUAUCAGUUGCUCCGAGGGAGCUGCUUCUCCUGCCAUCGUUUGCUGUCGCCACCAGUUGCUUGCCAGGUGACGCUGGCACAACUGCAGGUGCUCCAGUACGGCGCAGUUGGUGCAGUGCAAGAACUGGAGGACCUUGCCAACGAGACCCUGGCCGGCGACGACGACGACGACAAAGGUCGGCUCGCUCAUGGUGGAGCCAUUAGGGCCACAGUUCAGCGACGCAUCAAGCAGUGUGUGGCAUCGGUCGUUGAUGGUGUUGGCGACAUGGAAGAGGCUCGUCGGGCAGCAGGUGUGAAGAAUGUUGUGGAGUGUAGGCAACGCAUCGUGAAGACGUUCAUCCGUGAGCACCUCAUGGGAGCGCCGCGCAAAUGCCCGCAUUGCGGUGAACUGCGUCGGGCCAUGACCAUCCAGAACAACAGCCGCUUCGUCUACACCAGCAAAAUUCGACCGGUUGGGAAAGCACCUGCCCUGUCUGUGACGUUUAGGCGCACGCACGAUGGCUUUGAAGAAGAGGACGAAGUUGUGGCCGUAGAAGAAGAGCGCCAGGCCCAGCAGAAGAAGGCUGAGGAGGAUGCAGUGACUGGCGCCCUGUCGUACUUGACUCCCGUGGAGGCUCGUGCCCACCUGCGGGAGCUGUGGACCAAAGAGCGGUCGCUGCUGCAGAACCUGUUUGGCAUCCUGGCCCUCGCAUCUAGCUCACACGAGAGCCCUGUCGACAUGUUUUUCCUUGAGGCCCUGGUUGUCCCUCCAACACGGUUUCGCCCAAUGAACUUCAUGAAUGGCCGCAAGUACGAAAAUGCGCAGACGGUGAGUCUGUCGCGGGUGCUGCAGUGCUGCGACAGCCUGCGGGCCGUGCUCAAGCUGCUUGCACGCAGAGGCACCAAUAAGUCAGAGCCGCCCGAAGAUCAGAUGGAGAUAGAACGGCUCGAGCAACUAGUGAGCAAAGUGAUGGGCAAGGACUUGGAUGCCAAGAUGCACUUUGCAUGGAAUGCACUGCAAGUGGCGGUCAACGUCGUCGUGGACAGUGAGCUGGAUCGGCUCAACACCAACAAGGGCACACCGGGCAUUAAGCAGAUUCUGGAAAAAAAAGAAGGACUGUUCCGCAAGCACAUGAUGGGUAAGCGUGUCAACUAUGCGGCACGCUCGGUGAUCUCGCCAGAUCCGUACAUCGAUGUCGAGGAGAUUGGUGUGCCCAUGGUGUUUGCCACCAAGCUGUCCUACCCGGAGCCCGUCACUGAGCGCAACAUAGCAGAGUUGAGAAGAGCAGUCAUCAAUGGACCGGAUGUUUACCCUGGAGCUCUGCUGGUGGAACGAGAGGAUGGUGGGGUGAUCCGAUUGGACCCGACCAAUCGCACGCGGCGGGAAGCGGUGGCCAAGCAGCUGCUUACUCCGACCGAGGCCCCCCAACACAUAUUUGCACGCUCCAAGAUUGUGCACCGGCAUUUGCGGCAAGGCGACAUGCUGCUACUCAACCGGCAGCCAACUUUGCACAAGCCCAGCAUCAUGGCUCACAGGGCACGUGUGCUGCCAGGGGAGCGCACCCUACGGCUGCACUACGCAAACUGCAAGUGCUACAAUGCCGACUUUGACGGCGACGAGAUGAAUGCGCACCUGCCCCAGAGUCCCCUGGCACAGGCCGAGGCCUCCGAGGUAGCCAGCGUCAACCGGCAGUACCUGGUGCCCAAGGACGGCACACCGCUCAGCGGCCUCAUCCAAGACCACGUCAUUGGGGGAUCCCUGCUCACCAUGCAGGGACGCUUCUUCACCAGAGAGGACUACAACCAGCUCGUGUUCGGAGCCCUGACUUUUGUCAAGACUGGCAUCAAGCUCCUACCGCCGGCCAUCCAAAAACCAGAGACGCUGUGGACAGGCAAGCAGGUGCUGUCAACUGUGCUACUCAACUGCAUACCGCAUGGCAAGCCCCCUCCUACAGUUGAAGGCAAAGCCAAAAUUCCAGCCAAGGCAUGGCUAAAGGGUGGCGAAACAGAGGCCAUCAUGAAUGAAGGCAAUGUGGUCAUUCGAGAUGGCGAGCUUCUCUGCGGCAUCCUCGACAAGGCCAACUAUGGUCCGACCCAGUUUGGUCUGGUUCAUGUCUGCUACGAGCUGUACGGAGGUGCGGUAUCCAGCUUGGUGCUGAGUGCCUUUGCGAGGCUUUUCACGCACUACCUACAGAUUUUUUCUGGCUUCACGCUUGGCAUUGAAGACAUCCUGGUCACCGACAAAGCCGACAGGAAACGCAAACGCAUCAUGAAGAAGGCCAAGAUGCAAGGCGAGGGGGUAGCUGUCAAGGCCCUUGGUCUUGAGAAUGAGGACGAGCUGGAUGCUGUCUUGCUGGAGGACAGGCUGAGGGCAGCGCACGUGGCGCGUAACGACAGACAGAUGAAGCAGCUCGAUUCCAGCAUGAAGUCGGUCACCGACGAUGUCAACAAUCGGAUCAACAGGGCCUGCAUUCCAGAUGGCCUGCUGAAAAAGUUUCCCAGUAACAACCUACAGCUGAUGGUGCAGUCUGGGGCAAAGGGAGGAAUGGUGAACUGCAUGCAGAUCUCGUGCUUGCUGGGCCAGAUUGAACUGGAGGGGCGCCGGGUGCCACUCAUGCUCAGUGGACGCACGUUGCCAUCUUUUCUACACUACGACACAUCACCACGCGCAGGCGGCUUUGUGGACGGCCGUUUUCUGACGGGAAUCCAGCCGCAGGAAUAUUUCUUUCACUGCAUGGCUGGACGUGAGGGUUUGGUAGAUACGGCUGUGAAGACCAGCCGCAGUGGCUACCUGCAACGUUGCCUCAUCAAGCACCUGGAGGGGCUUAUGGUGUGCUAUGAUCAGACGGUCAGGGACAGCGAUGGAAGUGUCAUACAGUUCCAGUAUGGAGAAGACGGCCUGGAUGUGCUGAAGAUGCAGAUGCUAAAGCCGAGCCAGUUUCCCGUGCUCAUCAAAAACAGCCGAGCAGUCAUAAACAUGAACGACAUUGUGCAGUGCGAACGGGCCACUGACCACGACGAACUGCACAGGUUAAAAAGAGCGGUGCGCAAGUGGAGAAAGAAAACGGACAAAGAUGUUGAAAGUGAAUCACGCAGGCAGAGUGCCUUCACCCUUUUCUCUAGAACAAAAGGGUUGCUAGUGCGUGAUGAGCACUUGAAGUUCUUCCACCAAGCAACUUCUGAGACAGCUCGCCAGGCUAUAUUGGAGGCCUACUUCAACCUCGAUGAACGGACACAUCACAAACUCAACAAAUUCAUUGUGAAGCGUGCAGACCCAGUCUGUUCGAAGCUGCGGAGUGACGUCCAUCUCGGAGCUGUGUCUGAACGGCUGGACACAUUAAUUGAAGACUACAUUGAGAGAAAUCCUCAUGGCCUGCUCUUGGCUGAUAAAUCGCAAAAAGGGAAAGACAUGGAAAAGAACACUGUCACCGCGGAUGAGUUCCGGAAACUGGUUUACAUGCGUAACAUGAAAGCCAUCUGUGACCCGGGGGAACCAGUGGGUCUGCUAGCUGCUCAGAGCAUUGGUGAGCCGUCGACACAGAUGACGCUGAACACAUUUCACUUUGCGGGUCGAGGUGAGAUGAACGUGACUCUGGGAAUCCCGCGGAUGAGGGAGAUCCUCAUGGUAGCCAGUGCUAACAUUGCCACGCCUACCAUGGACCUACAUUUGCUACAGCAGCCAAACAUUGAGCAGUGCGCUGAGGAGCUUCGGGUCAAAAUCACCUCCGUCAACCUCUCACAGGUGCUCGAGGAUGUGUCUGUCAAAGAGAUGCUGCACGUCAAGGGACGGUUGGAACGGUACCGCAGGUAUCAGGUCCACUUUACCUUUUUGCCUUGGCGAGCGUACCGCAAGAAGUUGCAGGCGACGCCAGCUCGCAUUCUACGCUACAUGGAGACCACUUUCCUCCGGCGGCUCAUCGAUGCCAUCAAGCGCAAAAUGGAGCAAGUCUCCUCCGAGAGAAUGACACGCACGACGAAAGCACGAGAACGUCGGAGUGAGGAGGCUGGCUCGGCUGAGGACACUGGCCUGACGCCACAGUGUCCAGAUGUCGACGAGGGAGGUGAGAGUUCGGACGAGGGUGAAGGGGACGGCGACACAGUUGCCCGACAGGCUGCUGCCCGCCACGCCCAGGAGCAGGAGUACGAGGAAGCUGAAGAGGAAGAGCGUGUCGCCGCCAUGUCCGACGACGAGAUGGUUGAUGGUGAGGCCGCACCACCUGCUGAGUCUUCUCUGCUGUCAGCCGAAGAAGGCACCAUUUCCAAUGACAUCUUUGUCUCGCUCCAAGAGACUAUUCGGGAUGAGAAGGCUGAGAAGCUGAAGCAAGCCAGGAUUUUUUCGGUGGUGAAGUACAACACGUGGGUUCUGGAGUACGACUACGAUGAUGUCAAGGAAGAGUGGUGUACAUUUACGUUUCAGCUUGAACUGAAAGGAAGCAAAUUCGACUUUGCCUCAAUGGUGGAGGAAGAGUCAGCGAAGGCCAUCUUUCAUUCCGUGCCCAACAUCACACGGGCCUUCCUUGUCAAGGACAUGAAGGACAAGUCCGGCUGCGGGAAGAUGCUCCAGACGGAAGGUGUCAACUUUGUGGAGAUGUUCCGAUAUGGUGAAAUAAUUGAUCUGAAGCGCAUCUACAGUAACGACGUUCAUGCCAUUGCCAACACGUUUGGAAUUGAAGCGGCGAGAACAGCGAUUGCUCGGGAGGUGGCCAACGUGUUUGCUGUCUACGGCAUCGAGGUGGAUCCGAGGCACCUGCUGCUAGUGGCUGACUACAUGACAUUUGAUGGUAGCUACCGUGCAUGCAACCGCAUCGCCAUGGAGAGCAAUGCCUCACCCUUGCAGCAGAUGACCUUCGAGACAACCAUGAACUUUCUCAAGUCGGCUACCCUGGCUGGUACAAAAGACCAACUCAACUCUCCAUCCGCUCGUCUUGUGGUGGGCCGGGUGGUGCCUCUGGGCACAGGUUGCAUGCAGCUGCGGCAGCCCCAGACUGCCAACUUCAAGUUGCACUCUCGUUAGACCCUUUGCUGGACUGGUACCGCGUUCACAGCGAUUUCAGUAAAUGGUCUUUCUGCAUUUGGCACACACAUUUAAUAAACUGUUUUGCUUGUUUA
Messenger RNA from Rhipicephalus microplus (southern cattle tick), 5556 nucleotides. It is a transcript of the gene Polr1A, whose product is annotated as RNA polymerase I subunit RpI1. Gene Ontology annotation, biological process: DNA-templated transcription. NCBI's taxonomy places the organism in Eukaryota, Metazoa, Arthropoda, Arachnida, Ixodida, Ixodidae. Gene Ontology annotation, cellular component: RNA polymerase I complex. The record is from RefSeq and is a predicted model, not a curated record. Gene Ontology annotation, molecular function: DNA binding.